AUGGGCUUGGGAAUCAACAGAAAGCCUCACAAGGUACCAGACCUGUCACGUUAUGACUACCAUUAUCAAACGAAGGACGAAGAAAGCGGGAAAUUAGGCCUUUCAGCAGCUGCAGCUGCUGCGUCUGCUGGAAGAAGCAGGUCGCUAGUGCACUCCAGAAAACCGCUGCAAGCAAGACCAGAAACAGCACACGGUCGUAGUUACAGUCUUCGCAAUAGUGCCAAAUCGAACACCAAGCCCAUUUCCGGUAACUCUGAGCAAAUGGGCUCUCUUACCAAGGGCCGGCCCUCAUUGCCAACUCCGGGGAGAACAGCUUCGCGAAGUAACUCGAUUGUCACAGUGCACACCACUGAGGUCCGAGACCCCACAGGAAGAACCCACUCGAUUACCAAGAAAAGUGUACGUCGUGUAAAUGGCUAUGAGUACGUUGAGACAACCACCACUACAACUACAACCAACGCAGCUGGCCCAGGAGACACGGAGAAACACUUCAACGAGUUUACCACAGAUUUUUCGCAGGACUUUGAAUUCGAUCACGACCAAAACCACGAUCAAGGCGAGGACCACGACCGGUUUAUCAUGAGCUCUGGGGUCUCUGACACGCUUAGGGAGGAAGACGAGGAAGACGACAUCGAUAUAGACGACGCUAGUUUUAUGGAUGCCAUGGACUAUCUGCCCAAGUCCAAAACCACAAAGCCCACGGCACCUGUGCCACGUAAAGUUAAAAGACUGGCAAAACCCAAACAAGCACUGAGCGAACAAGAAAUAUACGCAAAGGCCUUGGAAGCUGCGCGAAAAAAGGUCUAUGGUGAUCAAGCGGUGGACAACGCUGGCCCGUCUGUAGCCACCCGCAAUGCUACGCGGUUGGGUUCUUUGCGUGAAACUCCUGCAAUUGAACCUGCAACACCAAGGACAAAGCGCAGAAGCUUUUCGCUGAAAAAGCUAGGGCAGAAGCAAGCCCGGCCCCAAAACGAAGCUGUGAACAACUACGAGAAACCAAAUCAAACAAGAACGACUCUUAGGGACCAGCUGCCUGCUGUUGGUAGCUCCUCACAUGCUCGCCGGAUGAGCGAUGGAGAAAUUCACGCCAAAGCGCUGGAACUUGCGCGUGAGCAAUAUGCCGCUGGAAAAGCCGAUCAACCUACCGUGAUCUCACCUAUUGAAGCUCCUGAUUUAAAAAACUCUCUUGUUGAAGCUCCGUACGUCGAAGCUCCUCAUGCCGAGGCUCCUCCCACUAAAACAGGUAGCUCCAACUCAAAGGUCAAGAACUUCUUCAAUAAAGUGGCACAAUUUAGCCACGAAAACUACGGAUACCAAACUAAAAAUGGGAAGCAGUCGAGUACCGGAGCGAGCUCCGAAAACAAAGUUUGCAGGGAAUCCCCAAGUUUGGAGAACGAGAGGCGCCCGGUGGCCAAUGACGCGAACGGGCAUGUUCAAGAGCCUUCGAAUGAUGAUGGAUUUCAGGACAAAGUGAACUCCGUACUGAAAUCUGAAGACAGCGAUUUGGCUCGGGAUAAUUUCGCUCAGGAUGAGACAGAUAUAAACGUGAAAACAAGUUCUAGUGAUGAGGCAAUGGGAAAUGCGACGGCUUUUGUACCCGUCAACGCUGAAUUUAUCCAGGCUGGUGCUGCAGACACACAAGUUGUCAAUACAGUGGUAGUGCAGUCCGAGACUUUGGAAACGACUUCUAGUAAUCAUGAGCUUUCAGCACCCACAGUCUCGAAAACACAGCAAGUCAAUGUUGAAGAACAGCCUAAUGAUUUGGAGCACGCCGAGACCAAGUCCCUGCAACCGUAUCGUACGGAAGUGGUGCCGAAAACGGGUUUUAAUCCAAGCAGCCCGGCGAAGACUUCUAGUGGCAAGACUACGCAGGCCACGCAGGCUACGCAGGGGACAAAUGACACGCAGCCGCAGGCAUCUACUCUUGCCUCGUCAGUGUCCAGCUCGCAAGCCAAUUUUUCCAGACAGAGUGUGAGAGGCUCACUGCCAGGCCCUCGCCAGGACCAGGUGCAGCCCGGCCUGUACGACACAACUCUGGCCAAAAAGUCGGAAAGUACGGAUUUGCGUACGACACCGGCGUUGAAAAGCUCGCAAAGAGGAGCUGCGAGAAAGCCUACGUUCUUGCAGAAACUGUUCAAACGGUCCAGCAAAAAAACCAAGCAAAAUUAG
Messenger RNA from Lachancea meyersii CBS 8951, 2169 nucleotides. Lineage: Eukaryota; Fungi; Ascomycota; Saccharomycetes; Saccharomycetales; Saccharomycetaceae. The record is from the annotation of a GenBank genome assembly.